CACCGUUUGAACCUAAUAACCUUAACAGACGUCUCCAUCUGUCGAUCAGUUCCUCCAAGCGAGACCUCCCCUGUGAAGCCACCGGCCGGAGACCGUCGCACCCCCACAGCAUCACUGGAGACCGUCGACCCCACUCCUAGACUCAGUAAUGGCUUCGUCACGAGAACUACAGAAAGAGUUGGAGGGGAAAGCCAAUGAUCUCAGCAAAAUCCAAAAGGACAUAUCCAAGAACCACCAAGUCAGAAAGAAGUACACCAUCCAGCUUGGUGAAAAUGAACUUGUCCUUAAGGAAUUGGAUUUGUUGAAUGAGGAUGCAAAUGUGUACAAAUUAAUAGGACCAGUGCUUGUAAAGCAAGAUCUAGCUGAGGCAAAUGCAAAUGUUCGCAAGAGAAUUGAAUAUAUUUCAGCUGAAUUGAAACGUCUGGAUUCAACUCUUGAGGAUAUGGAGGAAAAGCAAAAUAGCAAGAAAGAAGCGAUUUAUAAGUUACAGCAAAGGAUUCAAUCUCUUCAAGCUGGAAAAGGCAAGGGAGAACUGAUGAUAAUCCAAACACUACAACGUUUCAUCAGGCAUGUUCAUGCCCUUGUACCGUUUCUUAAGCCUCUGAUUCGUGAAAUCGUAGGUGUGAUGGAUUUCAGUUUUGGGUUUAAAGGAUUUAGAAGAAAAUUUGGGGGUAAUACGACAUUUAUUGCUAUUCUGAUGCUUCAUGGAGGAGUCGAGUAUGGAGAUGAUAACGGGUCGGGUGUGGAUCGUUCCUGGGACAUGGAAAAGCGUCUUAAUGGGUUCACUUGUUGCCAGUUGAAGCAGCCUCUGGUGACGAAAAAGUAG
Lactuca virosa is the source of this 826-nucleotide messenger RNA. Lineage: Eukaryota; Viridiplantae; Streptophyta; Magnoliopsida; Asterales; Asteraceae. The record is from the annotation of a GenBank genome assembly.